UUACAGACUUCCCCACCACAAUCGCAGCAGCAGCUAUAAAUUCUUAUGACAUUAAUGAAACUUCUUGCUAUGAAUCUAAGUCUAUAAAAACUGAGAUCUUACCUGUUCUUUCUGAUCAUAACAGACUUAAACAAGCGAAACGCCUACCAGGUUUACCGUCAUCUAAUUUUGGAUUGGAAAUUUUGAUGGGCAAAGAUGAAACCAUUGACUUUGAAAUUUCUUCUUAA
Racocetra persica is the source of this 227-nucleotide messenger RNA. NCBI's taxonomy places the organism in Eukaryota, Fungi, Glomeromycota, Glomeromycetes, Diversisporales, Gigasporaceae. The record is from the annotation of a GenBank genome assembly.